GUGCUCUGUUCGAUCACUGUCCUUUCCCUGCGGAAGCAGUGUAAAAAUAGCGAGUGCCGAAACGCCGGUGGGUUCGCGCAGACCUCUUAGGCGCUGCAAGCGCAGUGCUGUGUCUCCCGGUAGGUGUGUGAGCACAUCCUCAGCCUCUGCGGCUCUCGGCACAUGAUGGGAGCAGCCAGAAGCGGAGGUGCCAGCCGCUGCCGCCAAGCGUGCGGGGCAGGGGAAGCCGAUCCGGCUGGAUCUUCUUGUCACCUCCAGAUCCCUUACUCAGCCCGGUGCGGUAAACGAUCAGCUUCUCUUUGGGGAAGCGUGUGCAACUUUAAAGAAGGGUUUUCCUUUCCCUGCUUUUCCUGUCUGGGAGCAGAGCUGGUUCUUGGAUAACCGUGAAGGGUUCGUGGCAAGAUAACGUAUGACUCAGCCAAGUGCGAGGGCCCUUGGUUGCCCUGAAAUAGCACUUGGCAACCCCCGGAGAGAAAGGGCAGAAGAAAUACUUUGAGCAUAUUUGUGCUAUUGGCUUUCAGCUCUAAGGCGUUUCUGUGUGAUCUGUCACUUGGGUUUUUCUGUUGUUCUCGGUGUGCUGCUGUGUAGAUAACAUCCUUGUUCUGCUCUUUGUUAGAUGUUACUGGAACUAGGCUGAGCAGAAUGAGGCAUAUGGUAAUGGUGGGCAUGUCCCUUAUGUACCCAAAGAGCCAGGAUCUCAUGGCGGAGUAAGAAGGAUCUUUCGGUUACACUGAUCCUUGAAUCGGGGGACACAAAUGCCAAGCUAUUUAUUCCAUUGACAACUGGGAUAAAUUGUGAUCGUGACCGUGAAAGACCUCACUGCUGCUGUCAUCCAAGAGACUCUAUUGUCAGUUUUACAAUGCUAACAUGAUUCCCCUUGGUGAAACCGAUCAACUUGAACGUGUGUUCUUGCGUCUUGGCCAUGCAGAAACAGAUGAACAGUUACAGAACAUUAUUUCCAAAUUCCUACCCCCUGUUCUCCUCAAGCUGUCCAGCACACAGGAAGGCGUUCGUAAAAAGGUCAUGGAGCUGCUGGUUCAUCUGAAUAAGCGCAUCAAAAGUCGUCCAAAAAUUCAGCUUCCAGUAGAAACAUUGCUAGUUCAAUAUCAAGAUCCUUCUGCAGUGUCUUUUGUCACUAAUUUUACCAUAAUUUAUGUUAAGAUGGGAUACCCCCGUCUGCCUGUGGAAAAACAAUGUGAAUUGGCUCCAACUCUUCUCACUGCAAUGGAAGGGAAACCUCAACCACAGCAAGACAGCCUAAUGCAUCUUCUAAUACCAACCCUUUUUCACAUGAAAUACCCUGCUGAACCACUGAAAGCAGCAGCUUCUCCAUUUAAUCUUGCUGAAAAACCAAAGACUGUACAGCUGCUUUUGGACUUUAUGUUGGAUGUUCUUCUUAUGCCUUAUGGGUUUGUAUUGAAUGAAUCUCAGAGUCGACAAAACAUGCCCUCGGCCCAGGGCUCUUCAUCGAGUAGUGUGGGAGGUCCUGGAAUCCCUCAGCCACCUCCAGGGAUGAGCUUCUAUGCAGCCAAAAGGGUAAUUGGAGAUAGCCCAUGGACACCAGAGCUGCUAGAACAGUGUAAGCUGGGGAUAGUGAAGUUCAUUGAAGCUGAGCAAGUGCCAGAACUUGAAGCUGUUAUACACCUGGUUGUAGCCUCCAGUGAUACAAGACACAGUGUUGCCACUGCAGCAGACCUUGAACUAAAGAGCAAACAAAGUUUAAUUGACUGGAACAAUCCUGCUAUCAUCAACAAAAUGUAUAAAGUGUAUCUUGGGGAUAUACCACUGAAAACCAAGGAGGGAUCUGUUCUGAAACCAGAAAUGAAACGAGAAUCAGUCAGCACCCGUGUUAAGUUAAAGAUAGUUCCUCAUCUUCUGCGAUCCAGGCAAGCUGCAGAAACGUUCCCAGCUAACAUUCAGGUGGUUUAUGAUGGACUCUUUGGUGCGAACACAAAUGCAAAGCUGAGAAGUCUGUCCUUGCAGUUUGUGCAUCAUAUUUGUAUCAUUUGUCCAGAAAGUAAAAUAAAGCCAUUAGGCCCAAUGCUUUUAAAUGGACUUACAAAGCUGAUCAAUGAAUACAAAGAGGAUUCAAAACUGCUGUCAAUGGCAUAUUCAGCUGUUGGAAAACUCUCCAGCCGAAUGCCUCAGCUUUUUACCAAGGAUAUAGCACUGGUACAGCAGUUUUUUGAAGCUUUAUGCAAGGAAGAUGCUGAUACGAGGCUUGCCAUUCAGGAGGCCUUGUCUAUGAUGGUUGGAGCAUACAGUAACUUGGAAGGAGCCCAGCGUACCCUGAUGGAAGCUCUUGUAGCUUCUUAUUUAAUAAAGCCUGAAGUUCAAGUACGUCAAGUGGCUGUGAAAUUUGCUAGCACAGUAUUCCCUCCAGAUCAUAUCCCUUCCAGAUACUUACUCCUGUUAGCUGCAGGAGACCCGCGGGAGGAGGUACAUGGAGAAGCCCAGCGGGUGCUGAGAACGUUUCCUGGUAAAAAUGAAAAGGAGAGUUCUGGGAAGCAGAUGCCUUCCUUCCCUGAAAUGGUCCAUUACAUUCAAGACAAGGCCUCUCACCGAAUGAAAACUCCGGCUAAAUAUAUGACUGGAACUGCAGCGUUGCCUUUCAAUCCUGCCACAUUUGGAGAGAUAGUUCUGUAUCUGCGGAUGUGUCUUGCUCACAGUGCCGGUGUGGUGCCAACCUCACAGAGCUUGGCAGAUAUGCAAGAUCAUGCUCCAGCCAUUGGACGUUACAUAAGAAACCUCAUGUCUGGCAACCACAUAUCUUUCUCUUCCUCCUCCUCUUCAAAAAGUGCAGAAACCAACCCUGUACAUGUAUAUAUUGGCCUUCUUCAGCAGCUGUUAGCUGGUGUUGGAGGUUUGCCAGUCAUGUAUUGUCUUUUAGAAGUUGUGUCAGUGUAUCCAGAAAAACUAGCCACCAGAUUUGUAGACAAAAUGGAUUGGAUAAAGAGCCUGAUGAACACAAACAAAGAAGAAAUGCGUGAGCUCGCAGCCCUGUUUUAUUCUGUAGUGCUGUCUACCAUGUCUGGAGAUGAGCUUAGGGCAUCCUUGGAGCAGCUGAUCAAGAUGACAAAAGACAACCAUAGCCCGGAGGUCCAACAUGGAUCCUUGCUGGCUUUGGGAUUUACAGUAGGAAGGUACUUGGCCAAAGGGAAAAUCAGAACAAUGGAGCUACAUGACAUAAAACAGCCAAACACUGCAGUCAUGCCGGAACAAGAACAGCUCAUAAAGUCGACAACAGAGACAAUAGGUUCUUUUCUGGACAGCACCUCUCCCUUCCUCGUGGUGGCUGCUUGUACAGCUCUUGGGGAGAUUGGCAGGAAUGGCCCCUUGCCAAUCCCCAGCGAAGGAACAGGAUUUACAAAGCUGCAACUUGUUGAAAGCUUAUUGGCCCGAAUCCCUUCCAGCAAGGAAACAAAUAAGAUGAAGGAACGAGCAAUACAAACAUUAGGUUACUUCCCAGUGGGAGAUGAAGAUUUUCCCCACCAGAAGCUACUGUUGCAGGGUUUAAUGGAUUCUGUGGAGGCCAAACAAAUAGAACUGCAGUUCACCGUUGGUGAAGCUAUUACCAGUGCUGCUGUAGGAACCAGCUCCGUGGCUGCACGUGAUGCGUGGACAGUCACAGAGGAGGAAUAUACCCCUCCUUCAGAUUUGAAAGUGAAUGACGUGGUUCCCUGGGUCCUAGACCUUAUUUUGAGCAAGCACAUUAUCAGCCCGAACCCACAUGUAAGGCAGGCAGCUUGCAUCUGGCUUCUAUCAAUGGUGAAGAAGCUGAGUACACACAAAGCAAUUAAGUCUCAUCUCAAGGAUAUUCAAAGUGCAUUUGUUUCAAUUCUGUCAGAUAGUGAUGAGCUUAGUCAAGACGUUGCUUCAAAAGGUCUUGGGCUGAUAUACGAACUAGGAAGUGAACAGGAUCAACAAGAGCUAGUCACCACACUUGUUGAUACCCUUAUGACUGGGAAAAGAGCCAAACAUGAGAUGACUGGAGAAACUGUGGUGUUUCAGGGUGGCCUGAGCAAAACCCCAGAUGGUCAAGGCCUGUCUACCUACAAGGAGCUUUGUUCACUGGCAAGUGAUCUCAAUCAACCAGACCUGGUGUACAAAUUCAUGAAUCUGGCCAACCAUCAUGCCAUGUGGAAUUCUCGGAAGGGAGCAGCUUUUGGUUUCAAUGUGAUAGCUGCCAAGGCUGGAGAGCAGCUGGCUCCAUUUUUGCCCCAGCUUCUUCCCCGGCUCUACCGUUACCAGUUUGACCCCAACCUGGGCAUUCGACAGGCAAUGACCAGCAUUUGGAAUGCCUUGGUCACUGACAAGUCAAUGGUUGAUAAGUACAUGAAGGAAAUUCUUGAGGAUUUGAUCAGUAACCUAACCAGCAGUCUGUGGAGGAUCAGGGAAUCCAGCUGUCUGGCACUGAAUGACUUACUAAGAGGAAGACCUUUGGACGACAUUAUAGACAAGCUUCCAGAGAUCUGGGAAAUCCUAUUCAGAGUGCAAGAUGACAUUAAGGAGACUGUGCGAAAGGCAGCAGAGCUAGCCCUAAAAACUUUAAGCAAGGUCUGUGUGAAGAUGUGUGAUCCCUCUAAAGGAGCAGCUGGUCAGAAGAUGAUAGCUGUAUUACUCCCUUGCCUCCUAGACAAAGGAAUAGUAAGCACAGUUGCUGAAGUCCGAUCUCUCAGCAUUAACACUCUUGUGAAGAUCAGUAAAAGCGCUGGGUCUAUGCUGAAACCUCACGCACCAAGACUUAUCCCAGCCCUGCUGGAAUCCUUAAGUGUGCUGGAGCCUCAAGUCCUCAACUAUUUGAGUCUUUCUGCAACAGAUCAGGAGAAAACUGCAAUGGAUAGUGCCAGACUUAGUGCUGUCAAGUCAUCUCCCAUGAUGGAAACCAUUAACAUGAGCUUGCAGUAUUUGGAUGUGUCCGUCCUGGGUGAGCUGGUUCCCCGGCUGUGUGAACUGAUCAAAAGUGGAGUAGGCCUUGGUACAAAGGGAGGCUGUGCGAGUGUAAUUGUGUCGUUAACCACACAGUGUCCUCAGGACUUAACACCUUAUUCAGGCAAACUUAUGAGUGCUUUACUUAGCGGCCUGACUGAUCGCAACAGCGUGGUACAGAAGUCUUUUGCCUUUGCUAUGGGGCAUCUAGUCCGGACUUCCAGGGACAGUAGCACUGAGAAGCUGUUGCACAAACUCAGCAGUUGGUACAUGGAGAAGGAAGAGCCAGUUUACAGAACAGGCUGUGCUUUAACUGUGCAUGCUGUGGGACGCUACAGUCCAGAUGUAGUGAAGAACCAUGCCAAACAUGUGCUGCCAUUGGCUUUUCUUGGCAUGCAUGAGGUUCCUGAUGAAGAGAAAGGAGAGAAAGAGAAUUCUACUCUGUGGACUGAAGUUUGGCAGGAAAAUGUACCUGGUACUCAGGGUGGCAUCAGACUGUAUAUGCAGGAGUUGAUAACCAUUACCCAGAAGGCUCUGCAGUCCCAGUCCUGGAAGAUGAAAGCCCAGGGAGCAGCUGCCAUGGCAUCAAUUGCCAAACAGACGGGCUCCCUUGUACCGCCGCAUCUGGGAAUAGUGCUCUCCGCACUGCUGCAAGGCCUGCCAGGGAGAACCUGGACUGGGAAGGAGGAGCUGUUAAAGGCCAUUGCCAGUGUCGUCUCUGCUUGCAAUGCAGAGCUGCAGAAGUCAGUGCCUGGCCAGCCCACCAUCAAUGAUAUUGUCCAGGCUGUCCUGAAAGAAUGUCAGAAAGAGAACCUAAAGUAUAAGAUGGUGGCACUGCGCUGUGCGGCUGGGGUGCUCCAGGCAACAAAGGAAGACCGGUUCCAGGAGCUGGCAGAUAUCAUCUUUCCCAUGAUAAAGAAGAACUCUCUUGAGAGCAUGGGCACGGGUUUACCAAAGCAUGAUGAAGAGGAUGAGGACAUGAGGGAGAAGGAGGUGCAGAUGGAGUCCCUGAUCUGUGCCUUCGAGACCCUGGGCAAAGCCUGGCCAAGGAGCCCAGAGACACAGCGUUGCUAUCGCCAAGAGUUUUGCAAAUUAAUGUGUGACCGUCUGAAACUCAGCACAUGGAAAGUGCAGCUUGGAGUGCUACAAGCCAUGAAUGCCUACUUUCAAGGGCUAAUGCUGUUUGAUGAGGAGCACUCAGACCCUGUGGCUUUGACAGAAAUACUGUUGGAAACCUGUUCAUCUAUUACCCAUUCUUUAGAAAACAAAAGCUACACGUCCAUAAGAACAGAAGCUUUGUCUGUGAUACAACUGCUGCUCACAAAACUGCAAGAAGCUCAACAGUGGGAAAGCCUGACACCAGAAAGCAGAGAGCAUCUCAUUCGUUCGUUGUCUACAAUGGCGUCAGAUAGCAGACCUGAGCUACAAGAGAAGGCAUUUAUAUUGAAGAAAACACUUGAAAAUCUUGACUAAGUUGUAAAACACAAAGUGCCAUGUAAAACAAAAAGAAAAAAGUGCAGUGGUCUGAAAACCAAGUGGGAAAAUGAAGAUUACUCUGUAGCAUGCAUCAUUCCUGGCCAAAAUUUUAAAAAUGCCUUAAAUUCUUUUCCCCGUUAAUGUUAUUUUUACUCUUUUAAGCUGAUUUUUAAUUGUUUUAUCAGUAAAUACCUCUAACAGUCUGCCCUAGAAUGUUUAUAAGUGUGCAACAUUAAAAAUGUUGAGGGCAAGAUGCUUUUCUUUUUUAAAUCGGCAAAAGAAUGUUACUCAGAUCCCCUUUGUCCUUCAAUGGAAUUGUUGAAAAACCACCAGCACAGGAAGUGAAAAGCAUGUUUGAUUUUCACUUGUGUCAUGUGUGGAGAUCUGUUACCUGGUGUCUAAACAGUAAAUCUUUGGGACUCUGCAGUAGAUCUAGUGUUUGUUAUCUGUAAAGAACGAAAUGCUUCCCCUGAUGAAGCCUGUGUUAAACUCUGGUGGCUUCCCAGGGGCAGGGUUUCAUCUGACACCCACCUCUGCUUCUCCUGCUUGCUCCUCCCUUGCAGCCUGUUGUCUGUGAGUUACGAAAGGCAGAGUACUGUUAACUUUGCUCCUUCCUCCUUCUCUGACCUCAGCAUGGAUUGACCGAGACUAUGCCUUCCCCACCUAGCAACCUCGGUCUCCCAAACUUUAAAUGAGAACUUUUUUCCUCAAAGGAUGCACAAGAGAGCACUUUACUGAGCUGUGUGGGACAAAGUUGGGCCUAGUUGGUGCCCAGGUGGAACACUGCUCUUCUCAAAAUUGUUUUGCAUGGACACUCCUCAGCUGCAGGAAAAAAAAAAAAAAAUAGGAAAACAAUCUUUUCUAGGUAUGUUUUUGAAGAGUGUUCGAAGUUUGCAAUGACACGUUUUUUUAAUAGUGGUAAUGUUUUAUUCCCUUCCUGUUCGUAACCCUGUUCUUGCUUUGGAAACCUGUACUGAUUUAGACUUGUCAAUAUUUGUAAGAAACUAAAUCAUCUGUCAUUUCUCAGCAGCCCAAGUCAUGCUGGUUUCUAGCAAAUACUUUUUAAUUUGCACUUAAGAAGGAAGAUUAUAUCUGCAUUAAUGUGGAGUAAAAUUGCUAUAUGAUGAUGUGGCCAUGCUGCCUGUCUCCUUUUUUUUGCCCUCCUCAGAUAAGAGACAAACCUGACCACUAUAGCAACAGACUUUUAAUAGUGUAAAGUUAGCACUGCACCAUAAUCUGACCAGUAUGUGUACAGCUUUUUGGGGAUAAACGCUUUGCUGAUGGUGAAAUAAAAUCAUUAGUGUGGGCAAUAUCAUGUCCAUGGCUUUCAGCAUAGGAAGGCUUGUUUCUUUUCUUACAGUCUGCAGCUCCUUUCAGAUUUGACCUGUUAGGGAGAGGAUUGCUCAGAUAGCGUCACGUUUCCUCCAUGCCCAUUUAUUCAGAAUCAGGUAUGCAGUACCUACUUUUCCCUCAGGUGCCAUUUCCCAUUCAGUGUUUUCUGGUACUGUAACAAUCUUGUUGUCUGACUUGCUCUCCACGGGAACGGAGGAAUGUAAUUUGUGCACACCUGGUAAGAAAAUGUCAGCAAGAAAUGGGCAGAGCUGUCCCACUGUGGCUCUCGUGUAGCAGAAACCUCAGCGAGCACUAUUGCAUUGUACACUAGAACUGGUCAGUGGGAACUCCUUGGUGCUGGGAGCUGGUGCUAUAAUGUUUUGAUUUACACCUUGUUGCAGGGAGCUGCUCUUUGUUUACGUGUAGUUUGAACUAUUGAGCACAGUGUACAUUUUAAAAUUUUACUGGGCAAAUCACUUUGCAGUAUCUUUAAAAAUUCGCUUACCAUGACAUGUAGUGUCAUAAGUGUUCUUUUUUUUUUCUUGUAUUAGAUAAAUAUUACCAGUGAUGCUUUGCUGUAGCAGUUCAUUGUCUGACUUGGGUUUUUUUCGUAUUGGUGAGUGACAGUAACAGAAAAGCAAGAGCCUCCAUGUCUCUGGCAAUGUGAGUUUUCACUGUGGGCUGGAAUAUUCAGAGGCAAUGCCUAAUACGGUCAAAUGACCAUAAGUAGAAUAACUGUAAUCAUUGUCAAUAGCAACCUGAAUUUCUCUAUUGGGGAUUUACACUAGAGGGAAGAGCGUAUUCUAGGAACUCUACAAACAGCUGGAUUAACAGCUCUGGCCAAGAGUGUUAGGAAGGUGAGAGAUGGUAUGACACUUUCUGAAUCACAAAGCAAUAUGUCUUUCUCGUGAUUACAGAGCAGAUUCAGAGCUCCUCUCUAAAGCACGUGCCUAUACACAAAACCUACCUGUACAAAAGUUAAUUCAGUCAGAGGUUUGAUUUCUACCCCCCUCGCAUUUGUAAACUUGACAGGAUUAAAAAAAAAAAAAAAAUAGAUGUGGCCUUCCUAGAGUUUUUCCUCUAAAAGUGAUUGCACUAUGUAAAACACACUGUACUUUGCCCAGUGCGGGCAUUUCUUGUGCUGCUGCAAUGCUUUGUAUACCUGGAGUGCAGUGCGCAGGCUUAGCUCUAGCACUCACAUUCUGACCUACAAGCUGUUGCUUAAAUGGAUGUAUAUUGAGAAAAGUUUUCUAAUGUUGCAAGAUCUCCAUCAAAUUCACUGCAAUCUGUACUGUCAAAGUAUGUGACCGGUCUGACUGAAAGAAAACCCUCCUGCUUACCAAAAAGGUAAAAUUAAAUAAAAACUGCAUGACCUGUUCUUCGAA
Molecule: messenger RNA, 9122 nt
Organism: Aquila chrysaetos chrysaetos
Lineage: Eukaryota; Metazoa; Chordata; Aves; Accipitriformes; Accipitridae
Gene: ECPAS
Product: Ecm29 proteasome adaptor and scaffold
Exons: 49
Coding region: 868-6402 (1844 amino acids)
Biological process (GO): proteasome assembly
Cellular component (GO): nucleus; cytoplasm
Molecular function (GO): molecular adaptor activity
Source: RefSeq, a predicted model, not a curated record